AUGAUGGGAACCAUCGAGGCCGAAUUAAAAUUAGUCAUUGCUGGUAACCAUGACAUAUCUCUCGACCAGCAGAAUCGGGUUCAAGACAUGUCCAACGAUGAGUACUCCCAAUACCAUCGAUGCGCCUUUGAAAUCAUGACAGGUCGGUUGGCAAAGGAUGCUGGUGUUACUUAUCUUGAGGAAGGGACUCAUGAAUUCACACUCCAGAAUGGUGCUCACUUCACUAUAUAUGCAUCUCCAUAUACAUGCGGAUCCGGCCACUGGGGAUUUCAAUAUUUAGCCCACGAAGACCGGUUCAACGACGCGACACAAGUCGCUUCUAGCAAAACCUCGAUUGCCAUGAAUCCUAUUCGUGCAGGAGUUGAUAUCGUCAUGACGCAUGGCCCUCCACACACGAUACUCGAUCAAGUCGACGGUCAAAACCUCGGCUGCCCCAAUCUUCUUCGAGCCAUUGGACGUAUGCGACCACUUAUGCACUGCUUUGGACACAUUCACGAAGGAUAUGGAGCGAAUAUUUUCACGUGGAAUGCAGAUGGUAGUGUAAAGGAUCCAGCGUCAGCUACACCUAUGGAGACGGAACAAAAUAAUGACUAUCCGGAUACGAAUGAGUGGCCCAUUCGACGGGGGGGAGAAAACUCUUAUGGUUAA
Sclerotinia borealis F-4128 is the source of this 648-nucleotide messenger RNA. Lineage: Eukaryota; Fungi; Ascomycota; Leotiomycetes; Helotiales; Sclerotiniaceae. The record is from the annotation of a GenBank genome assembly.